Molecule: messenger RNA, 651 nt
Organism: Angiostrongylus costaricensis
Lineage: Eukaryota; Metazoa; Nematoda; Chromadorea; Rhabditida; Metastrongylidae
Source: the annotation of a GenBank genome assembly
AUGCACGGCGCUUUGAAAAGGAAUCGGCUCAGCAGUUUGGAAGUUAAAAGCUUGAAUGAACAAAAAAUUACUGCUUGCUCCAACUACAAUCCCAGCACCAUAUCAGGACCAUGCACUUUUCCAUUGCCCUAUACUAAGGAUUUCGACAUUUUUUGUCAACUUGACUAUCACAAGACAGCGUACAUAUGCGAUCCAGCAGGAAUCAUGUCAAGGACAGAAGUUGAAAUGCUGGAUCAAACAGUUCAUCAACUUAAUAUGACGUCCUGCUUCUGCACCUCUACCUGUGGAAGAGAAAGGAAGAAGCUCGAUUUUGUACGACCAUCGUCACUGCCAGCUGCGGCCUUUCUUUUCGCACAGCUCCUCAGCCGGCACUGGUCCGCUCAAUGCAAAGCUGACCUGAUGAUUAUCUACAUCAGAUCCUGGAACCCAGGUCAUAUACGAAAACCGUUCCUCAUUUGGUACAAAUAUAUAGAUAUAACUUUGAGAGGUUCGAUAUUAUAUCCACUUAUGCGGAAAAGCGGCGAACGAUUUCGUGCUGGCUUUGGUGGCGGAAUGAUGAUGAACGCAUCCGCGCAGCAGAAGCGCAGUGUGAUGAUGUUCCGGACGUUCUCGAAGGCACCGGUGUCUAACGGCCCGUCGAAUCGGCUAUGA